Molecule: messenger RNA, 532 nt
Organism: Hymenoscyphus albidus
Lineage: Eukaryota; Fungi; Ascomycota; Leotiomycetes; Helotiales; Helotiaceae
Source: the annotation of a GenBank genome assembly
AGCAGAUGUACCAGCGGGCGUUGCAAGGCUAUGAGAAGGCCCUUGGACCAGAUCACACAUCGACCCUUCAAACAGUCAACAACUUCGGCAUCCUCUACAAAGAUCAAGGCAAGCUGGUGGAGGCCGAGCAGAUGUACCAGCGGGCGUUGCAAGGCAAAGAGAAGGCCCUUGGACCAGAUCACACAUCAACCCUUCAAACAGUCAACAACUUAGGUCUCCUCUACUCUGAUCAAGGCAAGCUGGUGGAGGCCGAGCAGAUGUACCAGCGGGCGUUGCAAGGCUAUGAGAAGGCUCUUGGACCAGAUCAUAUAAAGUCCAAAACGGUGAAGCAAAACAUAGCAUCUUUAGGUAGUUCAAGUGGUAAGAGUAUAAUCCCCUGUAUUAGGAUUAAUGCUAUUUCAAAUAACUAAUCAUAACAACAGGAUCAGUCUAUAAAUCAGAUUCAGAGCUUCAAAGUAGCCAAUUUAAAGCAGAAAAAGAGAGCGAGAAACGACCUUCUAGACUUCGAAAGAUAUUGUCUAAGCUUAGGUAA